Messenger RNA from Actinia tenebrosa (Australian red waratah sea anemone), 7197 nucleotides. RefSeq lists its product as uncharacterized. The record is from RefSeq and is a predicted model, not a curated record. NCBI's taxonomy places the organism in Eukaryota, Metazoa, Cnidaria, Anthozoa, Actiniaria, Actiniidae. Gene Ontology annotation, molecular function: protein binding.
AAGAUCAUAAAGUUAACCUCGUACAAUCGCCUUCAACUCAAAACGCUUAUAUUACAAGUUUUAUUGUGCUAUAUACAUCCCAGUUAUGCCAUGAUUAUUCUGGAAAAAUCGUAUUUCAACAGUCGGAAGUUUCUGGAACAUUUGGAGUUAUUAGCCUUUAUGAAUAUGCAAAAUACCAACCGAAAACUUCAUGUUGGGGUUUAUCGUGGUCCAUGUUAACAAGGUUCCUUAAUUUGGUUUCCUUCCAAUCAAAUGUCUUCUAAAACAAUCACUCUCACCUAAUUAUAAAAGCUGCCUUGAUAUUUUCGCGGUAUGCAAGUUGUGGAGAAGCUGUCUUAAGCUCAUGACUAGUGGGAUUCCCACCAUCCUACUGAAUAAGUUCUUGAUUGAAAGACCAUGAUAACUCUGUUGGCGUUGAUUACAUUUUCUCUACAGGGUCUUGUGAGUACGUACAGCAAGAUAGUUGGUCAUGAUCCGUGGUAUAAAUCGUCAGCACAUUACUGGUCAUUCAACACCAUCAAUACCAAUAAACACCUCAAAGAUGUGACAGGCUACGAAAAAAGUAAUGUAUAUGGAGGAGCAGAAACCAUACCUGGAGUCAGUAAAUAUGCUUUAAAGUUAGAUGGAGUCGUUAGUACAGGAGCUAAUCUCGGCAACUUUGCCGGGACUUGCCUUAGCGAGCCGUCUAUCUGUAAGCAUGGGUUUACCGUUUCGUUCUGGUUAAAGCUAGAUGCAUCAAGCAUCAGUGAAAUAUUCUAUCAAGUUAUUCUUCAGUUAUCAAGGACUUUGGAAUCAGUAGGUUCUACAAUUUACGCGAAAAAGAAUAAAAUUGGAUUUGAAGUGAAUGACAGAAACAUUAGCAGAAAUGUCGAAGUUUAUUGGAACUACACUGAAUGGGUUCAUGUCAGUCUGGUGUGGAACAAAAUGGCGGAUACUGUCCAAGUGUUACUAAAUUGCGAACAAAAGCCUUAUUUGAAGCAAACUGAAACGACCAAUAAGUUUUCAAUAAUCCCUGCACAGAAUCAACUUUGGCUCGGAUCGAAUUAUGCUCAGUUAAAAAACUGUAAAUUAGAAAUAGAUGAAUUGGUUAUUUGGUACGACGUUCUGUCUUCACAAGACUUGUGCUACAUCAAGGACGCCAGAGCAGUCGAUGGUGGGUUUUCACAAUGGAGUAACUUUUCCUCAUGUAGUGCAUCUUGUGGCCAAAGUACACGAAUACGUGAACGAACCUGUACAAAUCCUCCAACUCAACAUGGUGGAAUAAGCUGCUCGGUUCUUGGUCCAUCUCAAGAAUCAAUGCCUUGUUUCCUAAGGAAAUGUCCAAUCCACGGUAACUAUACUUCCUGGUCAGAGUACACGCUCUGUAGUAAAACCUGUGGGGGUGGGGUACGUACUAGAUUUAGAACUUGUUCUAAUCCUGAACCUCAGUACGGAGGAAUGAACUGUUCCCGCUACGGGGACUAUAUCGAUAGACUAGCCUGCAAUGUUGAUAAUUGUCCAAUAGAUGGAGGAUAUAGUCAAUGGUCAAAUUAUUCACAAUGUUCAGUGUCUUGUGGUGAUGGAAUUAGAACGAGAACGAGAACCUGUACUAAACCUGUGCCUCAGUAUGGAGGGCUAAAUUGCUCCCAUCUUGGAGGAACAGAGCAAACACAGAAAUGUUUUGUUACAAUAUGUCCAGUAGAUGGUAACUACAGCGAAUGGAGUGUGUUUUCGUCUUGUAGUAAAACUUGUGGCAGAGGAAUCAAAACUAGGAAUAGAAAGUGUGAUAAUCCCGCGCCAAUAGGGGGCGGGAGAGAUUGUUUGCGUCUUGGGCUACCUGUGGAAUCAGUAGCUUGUAAUACACAAGAGUGCCCUAUUAAUGGAGGGUAUAGUUCGUGGUCUAUGUUCAGUACUUGUUCAAAAUCAUGCCAAGGAGGAAUUCAGAUAAGGACCAGAAACUGCACAAAUCCGCCUGCUCAAGAAGGUGGAAUGAACUGCUCCCGUCUAGGACCCCCUAAAGAGACACGGAGUUGUAAUACUGAUCCGUGCCCGAUUGAUGGGGCGUACGGACAGUGGAGUGAUUUCGGUCAAUGCUCAGUGACGUGUGGUGGAGGAAGAACGCGCAGAACCAGGAAGUGUGAUAGCCCGAAGCCAUCGUAUGGAGGAAAAAAUUGUUCAAAACUCGGUCCAAACAAAGAAAUCAAGACGUGUAAUAAUGAAGAUUGUCCGGAUAUUUCCUUCGUUUCAACGAUGGUUUUUACUGAUGAAGUAUUUCGACCAGAAAUGUACGAGACAUCGGCCGAGGCGUUUAAAGAACACACGAAGAAAGUCAAGUGGAAUCUCAGUAAACUUUACGGCCCGGAAUCAGCUCUCAAAGAAGUGGUGAUCAGUUUUUGUCAACCAAGUGAUAUAACGAUCAACGGGUCGAGUGGGAUCCAGUGCAAAUUGGAGUUUCGUUUUUCCUCGUCGCGUUAUGAUGGGAUUAUCAAACUACAAGACGCUUUGCAGAUUAAACGACGUAUUCACGAGAUGCCUGUCAAGUCGUUCUUUAUUAACAGCGUAGAUGUCCCAACAGAUCAUAAACUACAAGUCAAGGCGUUCAAUACCAGCACGCGAAGCAUCAUGGUAACGUGGGUCCCAAGCGCCAAACGAGAAAACGUCGAAGGCUAUCACAUUCUGUACACAGACGAGAUGGGAAACUCUUACAGUACUGUCGUUAAUGAUGCUGAAACUGACCUUAGAGAACUGAACAAUCUACUGGUGUAUCACAAGUAUUGUAUUCGUGUUAUAGCUUACAGUAGACGUGGAGAUGGACUGGCAACGUCUCCCGUGUGUGUCAAUACUGAUUACGCAGUUCCCAGUGGUUCGCCUAAUUUAACAGUUGGAAUCACAAACACGACAAUGCUGUCCGUAACGUGGAACACGCCAGGGAAAAGCAUCUUACGUGGAAAACUACUUGGAUAUCAAAUGAUGUACGGGAGAGUUAAUUCUACUUAUAAUGGUACAAUCAAUGAUAACGUGAUGUUGGAUCUCGCACCAACAGCCAAUCAAGUUUUUCUUACUGGAUUGGAAAAAUUUAGCCUGUACGCAGUCAAGUUAGCUGUGUACAACCAAAAGGGACUUGGGAAAUGGAGUGAGAUCAUUGUACGAACUGGAGAAGAUGUUCCCGGCAUGCCUCCACGUAUCAUAAGCGUGUAUAACACCAGUUCUACGACACUAAACGUCAAGUGGCAUCCAAUACCCGAAGAGUAUCAUUUUGGUCAGUUGCUAGGUUACCGUAUAUUUUAUAAGGAUACGACCACCACCAAUACAUCUGAUUACGAGAGUUUGGACGUCGGACCGGACGCACAGGAAGCCGAUAUUACAGGGUUAAAUAUGUACAGGAAUUAUGUUGUACAAGUGGCUGGGUUCAAUGGACCAGGAGAAGGAAAACCAUCAAAAGGAACAAUAGUAUCAACUGAUGAAGAUGUUCCCAGUCUUCCUCCACAAGACCUGACUGUGGCAAACAUCUCCUCUACCAUACUAUUAGUUCAAUGGAACCCAGUCCCCAGAGAAGAUCGUAACGGCAUCAUCCUAGGUUACAAGAUUUUGUAUAAGAUAUCAGGAAACGAUAAUGCUUCAUUCAUAGCCAAGCAAUGCAGUUGUCGAACAAGGGCAGCAGAGAUAAAGAACCUCUUGAAAUUUACUGCAUAUGAUGUGCGUGUUCUAGCAUUUACAUCUAAAGGAGACGGGUCUUUAUCAGACGUAGUGACGGCAAGAACAGCAGAGGAUAAGCCGAGUCAUCCUCCAACAUUAAUGUCUUUCCACAACACUAGCUCGAGCAGCCUGCGAGUCACUUGGCUUCACAUUCCACCACAUUAUGCGCACGGGGUUCUACUGGGAUACCGGGUGCUAUAUCGCUCUUUAAACGUCACUGAGGACAUGUACUCUGUGGCUCAAGUUGGACCAACAACUUUGGAGGUGGAAUUAGAGAAUCUGUAUAAAUAUAUGGAUUAUGGAGUACGAGUGAUGGGCUUCACUAAAAUGGGACUGGGAACGGUUAGUGACGAGCUGAUCGUACGGACAGAUGAAGAUGUUCCCAGUUGGCCUCCAGAGCAAGUUACAGCAUCCAAUAAAACAAGCCCUACUAAAAUAUCAGUACGCUGGCAGCCAAUCAGCGAUCAGUAUUAUAUCCAUGGUAUAUUACUAGGUUAUAAGGUGUUAUACCGUGCAGUUAGCAACCCUGAUGAAGUCCUGCACGGUGACCAGAAAGUCGCGGUUCUCGACCCUGGUGUUCUUGAUGUCACUCUAGAAAAUUUGACGUCUUAUACUGUGUAUUCAAUCAAUGUGGUGGCUUUUACGAGUAAAGGGAAUGGAGUGUCUAGUCCUACUAUCUAUGCAGAAACCUGUAACUGUCACAAAUCAAUGUACACCAAUUGGUGGAUCAAUCCUCCAUAUAUGAGCAAUAAUGUUUCUGGAAUCUUCCCUUCAAUCCUGAAAAUGCUUACUCAGACGUGUUGUGGAGACUGCGCAGAACACGCUAAAACUGAAAUAAACUUUCAAAACUCAAGUGCGGUGAGUUUCGCUGCCAAGCCUGGGGAAAACCAAGUUAAAGAAGCCAUUCGUUCUACCACGGAGUUUAGCUUUCCUGUCCAUGGUCGCAAGCAACAGUUGUUUUACAACGAUUUUGCGUUCAUCCCAUUGGUAGAGUCUGGGGGAACUGUGUUCAUGACAAUGGCACCGGAACCUGGGUCGACUGCUAGGAUGGUUGUAUGGUCGGUGAUUGACAUGUGGCCGAUGUGUAUUGUUGUAUUCAUCUCCGCCUUUUUUGCGGGCAUUUUAAUGUGGAUAUUGGAUUGUUAUUUCAAUACGAGAGAGUUCCCGAAGUCUCCAUUCAGAGGACCAAUGGAAGGAAUGUGGUGGGCGUUCAUUACCAUGACGACACUGGGGUACGGAGAUCGUGUUCCUAAGAGCUUCCAUUCCAAGUCGUUCGGUGUCGUGUGGAUCGCUUGUGGUUUAGUUAUUGUGUCUUUGUUCAUGUCUCUCAUCACUGCGACACUCACAACUGAAGUUAUUGGGAAAGAGAAGAUGAUUUAUGGAUCACAAGUGGCUGCUAUUCGCAACUCUUCUCAAUAUCGUCAUGGGAUAAGAAUGAAUGCCAAAAUGGACAAUGGUAAGGAGUACAACAACCUGAUAGACGUGUUUAUUGCUUUAAAGCGACGUUCAGUCGAUGGAGCCCUAAUCGAUGCAUACUCGGUGGGGAGUAGACAGGAUUUGUUUAAUGACCCGGCAAUGGUUGUCAGUAAGAUCAUUAAACAUCAGUCGGCAUCAUACGGCGUCGUGCUGGCCGGGGAUGCGCAAAGAUUACAGAGAUGCUUUAGGGACUUUUUAAGAGAAGAAAGAGCGAAAGUGUUUGAUGCAAUCACUAGUAACGUUAUCCCAGUACAGGGUACGAAGAAACAAAAAGACAAAACAGCGGGCUUGUUCGAUGCAGAAUCUGAAGUAUUUCAGCAAGCAUUACGAUGGACUCUUAUACUAUUAGGUAUCUUCUUUGUUGUGUUUCUCAUCUACGAGCUGAUAACACGAAGACGUCGCGACCCAAACCCUAAGAAAUACGAUUUUAGCGAGGGUAACGAAUGGAUACCCACUAUAGUGAAAACUAACCGACCACAAGAAAGCUAUCAGAAAACACGAGAAGCGAUGCUUCAAGUGCUGCAAGAAUUUCACGUAAACUGUAGAAUGAAAACUGCUCAGCUCAGAAAAAAACACAGGCGAGAACUUCUACAGUUGUAUAAAAUGAAAGAACAGGAAUUACGGACAGAUCACAAAGAGGAGAUAGAUACAAAGGAAAGACUCCUAGAAAGAGUAAGAAACACGCUCUUGGGGUUUGUUAACAACACUUUCCAGCCAGCUACUGGUACACCCGUGUAAGUUCAACCACUCAGGCCUAUUUCUAAGAUAUUUACGCGUGGCAAGAGGGACAGCGAGAAAAGAAGAGUGCAAGGAAGAAGACCUGUAAACUAAGCUGGAAAAUGUGAUAUUGAGGACAAAUAUUGCGAGCGUAAAGAAAAAUUAUUCGGAUCUUAGUAAGAAAACGGGCCAACGAAUUGAACAAGUUGACGUUUAUCCAGUCAUGACGAGAUUUCAGUAAACCAAUCAUAGUGCACGGUAGAUUGCUGCAAGUCCAAUCAUAUCACGGUCACCGAUACAAAAUGACGACAUUAUACAUUGAACCAAUCACAGCGUGCGAAAUGACAACAUUUCAUUAAACCAAUCACAGCGCGCUUAAUGACGACAUUACAUUAAACCAAUCAUAGGCGCGAUGGAUUGCUGCUCAUCCAGUCAUAGAUCACGAUCCAAUCACAGCGCGCGUUUGAUUGCAUGCUAUUAAACCAAUCAUGGAUCUAGGUCACUUGUACGAAGUAACAUAACAGUGAACCAAUCACAGCACGCGAUCAAUUUCUGCUCAUUCAAUCAUCGAUCACGAGCACUUGUACGAAAUUAUGAUAUCACAUUGAACCAACCACAACGCGCGAUGGAUUGCAGUUUAUCCAAUCAUAAAUCACGUACACCGGUACGACAUUAUGACAUCACAUUGAACCAAUCAGAGCGCGCGGUGGAUUUAUCUAAUAAUUGAUUAGGCCUCUUGUACGAAAUGACGACAUUUCAGGGAACCAGUCACAGCCAGUACGCGAUCGAUUGUUGUUUACCCAAUUAUAAAUAGAAAUGACGGCAUGCCAUUAAACCAAAAAUGUUCUUAAAUCAUUUUUAGACAAACACUAAGAGACUGCAGUAUCAUUCCUACUUAACGAUCACAAUGACUAUGUUGUCAAAAAUGGUUAGCAUGACAGCAGUUGAUGCUCUUAUUUUAGUCUUUUUACUUCAACUAUUAUAUAUUUUCCCAUACUACCCAUAUAACCAGAACGUUUUUUCCCUUCUAAUUAUGAACGAGCGAAAAAUGUUAAAUUUAUUCCCGUUUAACGCGGGUUCUGUUUGCAAUCCGUGCAUGCAUAUAUUAUGAAUGAAAAUAUGGAUAGCGCUGGCGCUUUGUAAAUUUUAUAUUUAUUUUAUUAAGUUUAUGUUUUGAGCUUUAUGUCAAUGUUUGCAGAAAUAUAUAAAAAAUAAUCUGUUAUUAAUUUAAGUAAUAGAAAUAAAGCAAAGUUCGUUAAUCUUUAUAAUAGUUGAAAAAAUCAGUCAAGUAGACAUGGUUUGAUCUGACAUAUAGUACAAAUAGCAUUA